Helicoverpa zea (corn earworm) is the source of this 2143-nucleotide messenger RNA. RefSeq lists its product as uncharacterized. NCBI's taxonomy places the organism in Eukaryota, Metazoa, Arthropoda, Insecta, Lepidoptera, Noctuidae. Gene Ontology annotation, cellular component: plasma membrane. Gene Ontology annotation, molecular function: copper ion transmembrane transporter activity. Gene Ontology annotation, biological process: copper ion transmembrane transport; intracellular copper ion homeostasis. The record is from RefSeq and is a predicted model, not a curated record. The transcript is spliced from 7 exons. The coding region runs from base 667 to 1698 and encodes 343 amino acids.
UAGCAACAAAAAAUAAUAAUCUAUAAAGAUACAUAAAUAAUUCCAAGUCUCAAAUCAAUAAAAAGAAUCUUCAAUAUAUGUACAGACAAUAUCAGUUAGUUCGCUUAGUAUUUAUACAAUAGUGGAAGGUUAAUGUAUGAUUGGCAAAAUUUGACAGAUUCGGAUAGAUUGACCUGCUGGCUUCUGUACACAAUGAAAUGCACUGACAACUCACAAUCACAAUACAACGCACCCAGGAUUAACUGCAACAUCACCUUAAUUUUAUCCUUUUGUUAAUCACAAGCACUACUUGCCUGUCAUCCCACUUGUCAUCGGCAGAAUCGUCGACAUUGCAAUCGAUCAUUGCCAUAAAAAAAAUAGAAUAGAAUAGCAACCAGGAACUGAAACCAUCCCUCCUAAAUCUGCAAUAAUGGUCGCCCUACAUAUCGCCUAAUCACAAUGCCGUUUGGCGAAAAAUAAUUUCGAGCACAAAUGUUUUAUAAUUGGCCACCAUUGUUCCGUCGUGUUUACAAUAACAGCUCGGUCUAACAUUCAGGAGAAUAGCUGAACAUUUGAGGACCAGCCCUUGUGGCUUAGAUACUUAUUCAGUAAGGAUAGGAGAAGUGUGUGCGAUGUGACUGCGGAAGAUGGGUUACGACUGAAAAAUAAAGGUGGUGUGUCAGCAAGAUGAUGCACAUGUGGCUAUGGUUCGGCUACGACCUCGGCGAGUUCAUGUUCUCCGGGCUGACCAUCGCGUCGCGGUGGUCCUUCGCCAUCACGUGGAUAGUGCUGUUCUUUGUGGCGCUGCUGUUUGAAGGCUCGAAGGUAUAUCUAGCGAAGGUGCAGCGCGCGGCACACACAAAACUCUAUCCUUACAGGUCGGAUGAGAGGAGAAACUUGCUGUGUGAUAGGGAGCAGGGCAGCAUGGAGCCGACCACCAGCCGCAACGCCAGCACGGGACAAGUCAGUAGGUGGGCCUCACUCAGAGUACGUGCGCUAGUGAACACGCACCAGUCUAUAGUGUUCCUGCUGCACAACAUUGUGGGCUACCUGCUGAUGCUGGCCGUAAUGGUGUACAACGUGCAUCUGCUGCUGGCGGUCGUCUUCGGCAUGAUGCUGGGUUACUUCUUAUUUGGCACGAAGCUGACACGCCUACAGAUGCAGUGCUUCAGCAGAAAGCGAGUCGUCAUCUGUACCCCUGAGUGCGACGAUACAGCGGAAAACACAACCCCACCACUACUGGAUUCUUCAAUGAGCUCAGAGUCAGACUUCUUCAUAUGUCAGACUCGCACGUGCAUACAGCCUUCGCACUACUUCCCCGCCUCACCGCCAGACGGCAGCGCCAACGACCAAAACGCCACCUGCUACUAUGGCGCGAAAAAGUGCCCCUCAAGGGUUGCCAGAGCAAAGAAAAUACAAGCUUCCACAUCACACUGCCACCACGAAAGCGAAAAAGAAGAUAGUCCUAGCGUAGAAGACGUGCAGCUACUCAGAACUGAGCGGCAAGGUUGCUGCAAGAAAAAGCAGGAACCGCCCCCUGAGGAGAAAUGCUGUAAGAAGGAAACCACUGUCAUAGUCCACGAGCCUAGUCAGGGCUGCUGUAAGGAGGAGAGUCCGGAAGAACAGCGCCAGGAUGUGAGGGAGCAGAGCCCGCAGAUCACGUGCUGCCACAACGCGAAGUCAGCCCCGAGUGACAGCCAGGAACAAAUCAUUAAGUGAUAGGAAAUAUAGACUUUAGUAUGGUGAUAUAAGAGGCUCCCGUUUUACUGUUGUGGGUGUCAGUGGGUGCGUUUGUGUUUGCUGAGUAUGUAGCAAUAAGUUUUGUAUAUUUUGCGUGUUUUAUUGUGAAUGGAUUUGGGAUGUUUUUGACACUGAAUCUUAGUCUUCCAAUGUAUUGUAAAACUUUAGAGUAUUAAGCCCUCUGUGAUUGGUUUUAGAAGAAUGUUUGGUUAUGUUAAAAGGUGAUGACAAACGCGCCCACAAUUAGAUUCUGUGAUACAUUUUCUAUCCUUGAUUUCUGACUUAUAAUAUAACGUUAAGACUCUUUGACUAUACAAGACAUCCAAAACAGUAAAACUUUUAGAAAUUAGACAUUUUAGUUUAACGAAUUGGUCGACGAAUGACAUUUAAAAUUUAGUAUUUUUUUAUUUGUACAGAAAUUUAA